CUUCGCGUGCCUCACUCCCACAAACACCAUUUGGGGCUUCAACGGUCUGCCAUAUUCAGGAUGACCCCGCGGAUAUGUCUUCGACCAUAAAACGAAAGCUGUGGUCCCAUUUCUGGGACCCAGCAAGCUACUUUUCGCCCUGGAGGCUUCAUGCAUGGGGUCAAAAGCCCCAAGUCUCUCGAUCGAGCUUUACACACUGUUCGAAACGAGCCUUUUCCUGGAGCAGACCAAGGUUCCAGCCUCAGUCGCCCAGAAGGAAAUCUGUGACCAAGAGUUUUGCUUCGUGCGGGUUCCUCUUCUUCGACAUAAAUCCGACAGUGACAUCAACGUCCCCGGCGAUUACAUCUUGUGCUACGACUGCAGAGAAAACUCUCCACACAACUUCAACUCUGCCUCGGAGGCCAAUCACAUAUUUGGCUCGGCAAGCAUGGCGUCGGCAACUACAUUCGGCUUGUCAAAUGAAACAAAGGGGAAAUGCGAGGAGGAAUAAGAGCUCUGCAUCCAACAGCCAGAACAGUCGAAAAUCUAUCCAAAAUGGGAACACACAGUCGAAGGUACUUCCUGUUGCAAAGAAGAGCGAGCCUGUCCAACAGCCUCCUUCUACCAGCAAUUACCUUCAUCUCCCACAUCUGCCCAAGAUGCCCCAUCGGCCGACGAAAGAGGAGCUUCUCGGAGCAGCAACUGGGUUCUGGUCUCGAUUGAAGGUCCGGUUCAAAUGGUUCUCUAUAAGGAGCGUACGCCCGUGGAAUGUCGAUGAUUGGAGCGCUUUUAUUUCUUGGUUUAUGCUGGGAAAUCUCGUCUGGAUUUUGGUUGGGACCACAACAUUCUUCUCUCUCGUCAUUCUCUCUAUUAAUACUGUUGUUGCACAAGAGACAUUGGCACGUUGGGUGGGUGACUAUUUAACACAUUCUGCAGGAGUGAAGGUUGUCUUCGAGUCUGCAAUUGUUCCCAAAUGGAAAGACGGAGUGAUCACCUUCCACAAUGUGUUCGUUUCCAGAAGACCUGGGCAAGGGAGGACGAAAGUCAGUAAAGGUUCUUCCAUAACCGCAGCAGCAGCCGCUGCGGCAGAAAGACAGGCUGAACUGGAAGGACGGAAAGAUGAAGAGGAGGAAGAUACCAAUUAUACCCAAUUUGACUUAACGGUUGGAACCGUGAAUGUCACAUUGUCAUUCGUAAAAUGGUGGAAUGGCAAGGGCCUUCUACGAGAUGUGGAGGUCAAAGGAGUAAGGGGUGUAAUCGACAGAACGUCGGUACAUUGGGGAGGCGAAUAUAUCGAUCCACGGACGUAUCUUCAUAAGCAUCAUCCAGGGGACUUCGAAAUAGACUCCUUCAAGAUGGAGGAUCUCUUGGUCACGGUCCACCAACCCAAUGGAUUUAGACCAUUUUCCGUGAGCAUAUUCUCCUGCGACUUGCCUCAAUUACGGAAACAGUGGCUAUUCUAUGACUUCCUUUCCGCAAACAAUAUGUCGGGAGCGUUCGAUGGAUCUCUCUUCACUAUCCAUCCGCGGCAGAUGCAUGGAUUUGCUGCUGCACAUCACGAGGAGUCAAAUGACGAAGCAAAUCCCUGGAAGAAGCACAGCCGACUUCGGAUUGAUGGCUUGAAAAUCGAUCAUUUGAAUCGUGGAGUUGAAGGACUAUUUGGAUGGAUUUAUGAAGGGAACGUCGAUAUCGUAGCAGAUAUCAUGUUCCCAGCCGACGAAGACGAGAGUAUUGCAAAAGUGAUGUCCGACUUCUACGACCGUAUGGAGGCUACCGUGACCUCGAAUCGCUACAUCCACAUUCUUGAGAACAACCCCCGGACUGCUGACCUCGAUACACCUGAGCAGCGAGCAGCAUAUGCCGAGAAGGUCAGUAGGGAUGAUGAUAAGCGUUUCCUUGUUAUGGACCUCCGCGUUCAUCUGAACGACGUGAGAGCAUCAGUCCCACUCUUCACUCGCGACCUCUCUUACAUCAACCAAGCUCUCAUCCGCCCUAUCGUAGCUUACAUCAACUCUCAAAAGACAUUCAUUCCCAUCAACUGCCGAAUUGUAAAACGAGCCAGUGAAUUCGAUGGCAGCUGGACGAUCUUCGACAGCGGAUUAAUGGAAGAUUUAUCGGCAGAGACCUAUGAAGCAUUCGCCAAAGAUGUGGUAGACAGUCAAGCACGGAUGCGACGGCUGAAGAAAGUAGGGUUCUGGUCGAUUUCCCUAGCUAUUCAAGCGUUGUUCAUGGGCAUGGCAGGUAACGUGGCAUAGAAAGUAAUGACUCUCCCUUCUCACUUUAUGAAAUGUAUAAAAGCUGGGACUCUGUAGAGUAUGGUAUCUGGGCUGGCGUUUGAGGCUCAGUACUGGUGGAAAUGUGCAUAGGAGUUUCGGGAGCAUGCUCAUACAUAGUGGUAAUAUCGCACAUAGAUCUGAGCCUGCAAGGCGCUCUUGCAUAGAAAUGGAAUGACUUUAUGAUCCUCUGAAACUAGC
Messenger RNA from Hyaloscypha bicolor E, 2453 nucleotides. RefSeq names its product mitochondrial distribution and morphology protein-like protein 31. The coding region runs from base 75 to 2234 and encodes 719 amino acids. Gene Ontology annotation, cellular component: mitochondrial inner membrane. Gene Ontology annotation, biological process: mitochondrion inheritance. Lineage: Eukaryota; Fungi; Ascomycota; Leotiomycetes; Helotiales; Hyaloscyphaceae. The record is from RefSeq and is a predicted model, not a curated record. The transcript is spliced from 2 exons.